ACAUUGGAGUUGGGAAAAGGUUAUACUGCCAGUCGCACGGCGCUCCGCUCAACGUGCGUUUGACAACCUCUCAGCUGCGAUAGACGUCACCCGUACAUCAUCCAACAUGGCGGAGAAGAAGAAGGCUAAGAAACGCAAAGAGGGCUAUAUGGAUGAGGAGAUCACUGAUAAACCCACCAAGAAUGAGUAUGCUGUGGCCAAAUGGAUGAAGAAGAAUGUUCCCAUCAAGAAGAUCAAAUUCUUGAAUCACAUGGUUCAGUACUUCACAGCUUCCAAAGCACUUGAUGCCUUGAUGGAAUCAGAGUUUGCCACUGGGGAUGAAGCUUUGUUCAGCAGCAGGGUGGAUGCUGUCCAUUAUAUGCAAGUUAUGUUGGAGCACAAGUUCUUCCACAGAGCCAGAAAGGUUCCAAUGUCUGAAAGUGAGCUUAAAGCUAAGAAGAAGAAGAAAGAGGAUAAAGCUAUUGAGGCUGAAAACAGCACUGCUGAAGGAAAAGCAGAGUCAACUGAAAUCAAGGAAAAGAAGAAGCGAAAGGUUCGUCUCGACAUGCAUAUUGAUCAGAGAUUCGUCGACUGUCUCGACGCUUACGUCUGGAUAUACGAUCCAGUACCGUUCUAUUAUUGGAUCUUCGGUACUCUGCUAGUGCUUGGCGCCAUCGGCGUCUGUCUCUUCCCUCUGUGGCCUCCAUCAGUCAGAUUAGGUGUUUAUUACUUGAGCGUUGCCGGUGCUGGAUUCUUCAUCUUCAUCAUCUUCUUGGUAGUUCUUCGGCUGAUCAUGUUCUGUCUCGUCUGGCUCUUAACGGCAGGGAAACACCACAUAUGGAUAUUCCCUAAUUUGACUGAAGAUGUUGGACUCGUCGCAUCAUUCUGGCCCUUAUACACUUAUAAAUACGUUGGUGAUGGUGGUGACAGCAAUGGCUCAUCCUCAAAGGUUAAGAAGAAGAAAGAGAAGGAUUCCGACGCGGAGAAUGACGAUACAGAGGACGACGGAGAGGAUUCCGAUAAGAGGAGCAGCACCGAAGCAGCGGAACAACCUAGUAACAAUGAACCAGGGAAUAACGGAAGGAGCACGUCGUCCGAAUGCGACAACGAUUUCGUAAUGGUCGAUCAAGACGAGAUCGAGUCUUGAUGUCGCCUGAAUUUUGGGAGAAACAAUGCACAGUUUAACUAUUAUUUAAUAUAAAUACAUAUAUUAUAGACAAUUGAUCAUAUUAUAAUAUGGAAAGAAAGAGGUUUUUUUUUCUUCUGUUUUUAAACUAAAUGUAAGUCUAGUUUCCUGGAUUCGACCCACGAUGCUUUAUAGAAUGCCUCUAGCAUCAGACCUAUUUGUUACCGUUGUAGAAAAAUUGUCCGUUUAACCCGAUUUCGUUAUUAUUUAAAUAUCUUAUAUCUAUAUAUAUAUUAUUUUCGUGAAUUAUUUUUUUUUAUACCUGAGAACUGAUUGUGUGAAACAUUUUUUUUCGAUCUGUUUUAAUUGUAGAGGGUUCAAUAAAACAAAUGUACCUAAUUUUAUAUCCAGAUAUAUAGAAAGAAAUUUGUUAUAUCUAUUUUACCUCUUGGUGCGUUGAUAUGCGUUAUUUAUUAGAGCUUCUGUUUUGAUUUGUAUAAAUGAAAAUGUUGCAUUUAGAAUAUUUAUAAAUACUAUAUAUAUAUAUUGAAGGAUGGAGAUUUA
Molecule: messenger RNA, 1669 nt
Organism: Nicrophorus vespilloides
Lineage: Eukaryota; Metazoa; Arthropoda; Insecta; Coleoptera; Silphidae
Gene: Trp1
Product: translocation protein SEC62
Exons: 7
Coding region: 107-1126 (339 amino acids)
Biological process (GO): post-translational protein targeting to membrane, translocation
Cellular component (GO): endoplasmic reticulum; endoplasmic reticulum membrane
Source: RefSeq, a predicted model, not a curated record